Molecule: messenger RNA, 1272 nt
Organism: Zophobas morio
Lineage: Eukaryota; Metazoa; Arthropoda; Insecta; Coleoptera; Tenebrionidae
Product: inositol monophosphatase 1
Exons: 3
Coding region: 269-1096 (275 amino acids)
Biological process (GO): signal transduction; inositol metabolic process; phosphatidylinositol phosphate biosynthetic process
Molecular function (GO): inositol monophosphate 1-phosphatase activity
Source: RefSeq, a predicted model, not a curated record
GAGGAGAAGGUUGGAUGAGAGGAUGACAGUUGGGUAUAUGCCUGAGCUGUCAGUAUAGUCACGUCAUAUUAUAAUUGUCAUCAAUCUAUAAACAGAGAUCUAUGUGGCUCCGUGACAUAAACCACAGAACACUCAUAUUCUGUGACUCACAUAAACCAGCUAGCAUAACAAUCAACCACAACUUCCCUAGGUUAACCCACGUAUAACCUACAAACUGGCAAACUGCUCGAAGUGUGGUUACUGUUGAACAAUCUAUGUAACGGGAGCAAUGGCAAUUAAUGCAGAUAUCUUCUACAAAGCGGCUUUGAAGUAUACCCAAGAGGCCGGACAGUUAAUUCGCGAAAAAAUAUCGGUCGUCAAUAAAACCGUUGAAAUAAAAUCCUGCGAAAUUGACUUAGUUACUGAAACUGACCAACAAGUUGAAAAAUUAUUAAUUGGAAAUCUCAGCAAAGAAUUUCCAGACCAUUUGUUUAUAGGCGAAGAAUCGGUGGCUAAUGGCACAAAGUGCAACUUAACUGACGAUCCCACUUGGAUUAUAGAUCCAAUAGAUGGUACAAUGAAUUUUGUUCAUCGGUUUCCUCAUUCAUGUAUAUCUAUUGCCUUAUUUAUUAACAAAAAACCAGAAGUAGCUAUAAUUUAUAAUCCUAUUAUUGAACAGUUAUUUACUGCUAAACGAGGACAUGGCGCUUACUUAAAUGGGAAGAAAAUUCGAGUUUCUGGUGAAAACGACCUGAGUAAAGCUUUAAUUGUAAUGGAAUAUGGCACAAGUAGAGAUGUAGAGAAAUUGAAAGUUGUCGCAGCAAACCAGGACAUGUUAAUGAGCCAAGUUCAUGGGAUACGAGCUCUGGGAUCUGCGGCACUUGAUAUCGCCAUGGUCGCGAUGGGGGCUGCAGAUGCAUAUUUUGAGUUUGGAAUUCAUAUAUGGGACAUCGCAGCGGGAGAACUAAUGGUUACAGAAGCUGGGGGAGUAAUUAUGGAUCCUUCUGGAGGUCCAAUAGAUCGGUUAUCCCGCCGCAUAUUGGUUGCUAGUUCGAAUUCACUGGCCAAACAGUUGUCAGAAAAGUUAAUCCAGUAUUAUCCAACACCUACAGAUUAAGUAACUUAAUUUGUCAUUAACUUUAUUUUGAAGUAGGUACAUUAUUGUAACCGUUUAACUUUUAUUCAAACUAUCUUUAGCUUGGCAUAAAUUAUGCAGAACAUUUUUUAUUGCAUAAUCUGUAUUAGACUUGGGCAAACCCAUUAAAAAUUUUCAGCUGUUAGUACAUACACAAA